AUGGAAAAUGCUGAAGUAGAUGGUAUACUUUAUCCUAGAAGUUUUGUGAGAGCGUUAGGAAGCCUUGUGUACCUAAGAUAUCUUAGUGUAAGGAACGUUUCCUUGUCAUUGAUGCCAUCUAUACAGAGCAUGGUGCUACUCCAAACUCUCAAAUUAGAUGUAAUCAGUCUUAUAUCCAUUCCAUCAUGGCUUUCAAGAAAUGUUCUGGGCAAGCUGGGACAUUUGCGGCAUUUGUAUUUACCUAUUAGUGAAUGGAGGACUGCUCCAAAGAAACAAAAAUUAAGGUUUGAUGGGUUGGGCAAGUUAGAGACAUUGGAGAACUUCAGUAACCUGUGGUGUGAAGCCAAGGAUCUUCCGAAACUAAUCAAUCUUCAGAAACUAAAAUUAGAAAUAUACAGUAGUUAUGCUGAUGUGAAAGAGACCAUGAAAAAUCUGUCAGCACUAGCCUUGUCAUCAUCUUCAAAUCUCCGGUACUUAGGACUUUCUCUUACUUUUUAUGAUCAACCAGUAGAGGACGUGAGAGAGUUGUUUUGGGAUUAUAAUUCCAUCCUUCAGAUGUUAAACAUAAGUGGUCAGCUUGCAGAAUUGGCUCAAUUAUUUGAGAACCAACCGCGGAAUAUCAAUAAUCAUGUUGUAGAAUCUCCAAUUCGUAUCACUUCCUUGACGUUAGAGUAUUCGCUCCUGGUAGAUGACCCAAUGCCAGUACUGGAGAAGUUUCCUACACUGCGUUAUCUGGAUUUAUCCUACGACUCAUAUGUGGGGAAGGAGAUGGUGUGCUCGUCCAAGGGUUUUCCGAAACUCACCAGUCUUAUACUGUGCAUGCUCCCCAACUUGGUGAAAUGGAAUAUAGAGGAAGGCAGCAUGUCCCUUCUCACCAACUUAAGGAUUGAUCGUUGUUGGAUGUUAGAGGAGCUUCCAGAAGGUCUGAUAUUUCUCACUUCUCUUCAGCAUUUAUGGUUAGACAGUAUGCCUAUAGAUUUCAUACACAAACUCUGCACGACAAAUGGCACACAAGGACAGGACUAUUACAGAGUUGCUCACUUUCCUCACAUUGAUAUUACUCAAUAA
Molecule: messenger RNA, 1068 nt
Organism: Daucus carota subsp. sativus
Lineage: Eukaryota; Viridiplantae; Streptophyta; Magnoliopsida; Apiales; Apiaceae
Product: probable disease resistance protein RF9
Exons: 1
Coding region: 1-1068 (355 amino acids)
Biological process (GO): defense response to other organism
Source: RefSeq, a predicted model, not a curated record